GUAGACACAAGAGCGCCCAGUGGUUAAUUCGGAAUCCAAAAGCGGAACAUUUUCAGGAGUCCUAGCUUAAAUUAGUCAACAUGACUUUUGAUUCAAGUCCACCGCAGAAGUUGAGUGUGUUUAGUGCGCGGUACCGAUGGCAAUUUAUUGCCACCGUCACGGUGCAUAUUAUGACGCUGACCCAUGGAAUUGCCGUGGGAUGGCUGUCUCCCUCUCUCCGACUGCUCGGAUCCGAUGAAAGCCCCCUGGGAGUUCCCCUGACCAUUACCCAGGCGUCCUGGGUUGGAUCACUUAUCGGCCUAGGCUCGCUGACCGGCAAUAUAAUCUUCGGACUGCUAAUCGAUCGGUUGGGUCGCAAAGUGUGCAUGUAUUUUCUGGCCUUGCCCAAUUUGAUCUAUUGGAUCCUUAUUUACUCCGCCCAAGACGUUACGUACCUGUAUGCUGGUCGAUUCCUGGCGGGAAUGUCCGGAGGUGGUUGCUACGUCGUCCUGCCCAUAUUCAUAGCCGAAAUUGCCGACACUAGCGUUCGGGGAGCGUUAUCGUCCAUGGCCAUGAUGUACGUUAGCAUCGGCAUGAUGGUUGGCUUUAUAUUGGCCUCGUAUCUCUCGUACAAUCUGAUGCCGUGUAUCAUAGUUGCCCUGCCGGUGGUGUUUAUACUGGCGAUUAUUGGCUUAUCGGAGACACCGCAAUAUUUGUUGAGACGCGGCCGCGAUGACCAGGCCGAGAAGUCUUUCUACUUCUACAAGAAUCUGACGCCACCCACUUCCUCCGACAAGGAAGCUUCUAAGCAUGACGCGGCCAAAAUCGAGUUUGACACAUUUCGGCUUCAGGUGCUCAGCGGCGGCGUCACCGAGAGCAUUUCUUGGCGAGAUUUCAUAAACGUGCCUACACUAAAGACAUUCGGCCUGAUCUUUGUGCUGAUCGUCUGCAAUCAGCUGUCGGGGAGCUUCGCCAUAUUAAACUACACAUCGCACAUUUUCGCGGAGCUGGGCAACAAUCUGGAUCCGAACACCAGCACCAUUGUGGUUGGAGCUGCUCAGCUGGUGGGAAUCUUCAGUGCCGUGGUUCUGGUGGACAGACUGGGUCGUCGUGUUCUGCUCCUCACCUCGAUGGGUGGAAUGGGGUUGGGUGAGCUGUCCAUUGCUCUACUAAAGUGCUUCGCCUCGGAGGAAUUUCUGAAUCAGAAUGGAUGGCUUCCUUUGGUGAUCAUGUGCCUUGUGGCCUGCAUUGCUUCACUAGGAGUUAUUGCACUGAUCUUCACCAUCAUAAUUGAGCUGCUCCCAGCUAAGAUCCGCUCCAUUGGCACCUCCUUGAGCAUGGCCACAUUUAGUGGAUUUAUCUUUGUGGCACUGAAGAUCUACCCCACAAUGAUCUACGACCAGGGCCUGGCGGCCACCAUGUUCAUGUCGGCGGGCAUAUGCCUCUUCGGAUUCAUUGUCUUGGGACUGUUUCUGCCGGAGACCAAAGGAAAGCUGUUGACGCACUGAUGACAUCAACCUCGGGCCCAGCGGCCACGUCAGUUGGAUGCUUUUGUUGGCGGUGUGGCCCAUUGCAUAAGCUGCGGGAUCCAGCUUGGUCCCAUGUCAAGAGUACUCACUCAAUAAUUUGUGGCACAAUGGCGGCAUCGGCUUAUUCUGAACUCUUGAACUUAAUUCAAUUUGUGGGCAUUGCGGUUUUCUUUCAGAUUUCUGUUCAUAGAAAUUAAAUUUAAUAAUUUAGUUGGGAGAAAGUCUCGGGUCUGUGAUCUUGUGAUUGAUAAGCGCAAAGUUGUUAAAUAAAUAGGCUUCAGCUAUGGCAAAAUAUAAUUUGCAUUAGAUUUAAAAACUAUCUUAU
Molecule: messenger RNA, 1833 nt
Organism: Drosophila erecta
Lineage: Eukaryota; Metazoa; Arthropoda; Insecta; Diptera; Drosophilidae
Product: facilitated trehalose transporter Tret1
Exons: 7
Coding region: 81-1487 (468 amino acids)
Biological process (GO): carbohydrate transport; transmembrane transport
Cellular component (GO): membrane
Molecular function (GO): sugar transmembrane transporter activity
Source: RefSeq, a predicted model, not a curated record